Messenger RNA from Gregarina niphandrodes, 1755 nucleotides. RefSeq names its product glycosyltransferase family protein. The coding region runs from base 1 to 1755 and encodes 584 amino acids. NCBI's taxonomy places the organism in Eukaryota, Apicomplexa, Conoidasida, Eugregarinorida, Gregarinidae. The record is from RefSeq and is a predicted model, not a curated record. The transcript has a single exon. Gene Ontology annotation, cellular component: Golgi apparatus.
AUGCGGGAGAAGGCGUGGCCUUACGUGGGGAGUGAGAAGUACCUGGACCAGUUUCGAAAUGACAGUCGGCAGUACUUCAACAGUUUGGCAGUGUUCCCGCAUAACAACCGUACGCGGUUGCACGGAUUGGUUGGUAUCUACAGUAACGGUACACGUUCCUGGACGCCGGGUACAAUGCCGCCGCCGAUUGACCAGUCGCCGGCAGGGCGGGAUGCGGAGUUGAAGGACGGCGGGUUUUAUUUGAGGCUAAGUAAUGCGUUGCCGCUGGACCGUGAAGUGCCGGAUUUGCGGGAAGACGUGUGCCGGCGACAACGGUUCGCGCUUGAGGAUUUGGAGGAUGUGUCGAUCGUGAUCACGUUUUACAAUGAGCACACAUCAACGCUGCUACGUUCGGUGCACAGUGUGCUCAACAACACACCCCCACCUCUGUUGCGUGAAAUUAUACUUGUCGAUGACCACAGCAACGUCACCGAUGUAGCGCCGGGUGGGUACUUAGACGCCUACCUGCCACUUUUGCCUAAGACCAAGGUGCUCCGAUUGCCGGAGAGACGGGGACUGGUGCAGGCUCGGUUGAGCGGGGCGAAAAUUGCCAAGGCGCCCAUUUUCGUGGUCCUGGACUCGCACAUUGAAGUCGGCCAGGGUUGGCUGGAGCCGUUGGUGAAGCGGCUUGCGGAGUCGCCGAAGUCGGUGGUGUUUCCGCAGAUCAUGUCGCUGGAUCCCGUCACCUUCGACUACCGCCGCGACUCGGGGAUCAGUUGCUUCCUUUCCUUCAAGUGGAUGAUGCAGGAGCGGCCCUACUUCGACCCUCCGAAGCAUGCCGACCCCGUCGCCUCGCCUUCCAUGGCUGGCGGCCUCUUUGCCGUGCGCCGUGACUGGUUCUACGACCUGGGAGGCUACGACGAAGAAAUGAAAAUGUGGGGCGCCGAAAACGUAGAAAUGGGAUUCCGCUACUGGAUGUGCGGGGGUCGGGUGGAGUGCAUGCCCUGCAGCUGGACCUACCACAUCUACCGACACGGCGGUGUGGGCUACAAGUCACCGGGCAAGUACAUCUCGCGCAAUCGCGCUCGCACGGCCAUCGCUUGGCUAGGACCGUACUGGCAAAUCGCACGUGAAUUCAUGGGCAAAGGUGACGAUAAAGACUUGGGCCCCUUCGACAAGGUGCGUGCGCUGAAAGCUAAGCACAACUGUCGCAGCUUCGACUGGUUCCUGCAAAAUGUUGACCCCACUCGCUACGGUACCAACUACGCUGAUUACGGUAUGAUCGGUGAGGUGCGCAAUGUCGGCUUUCAAAAUCGCUGCCUCGACUCGCUCCAACAGAAAUCUGGUGGGAAGCCGCUAGGCUCCUAUGGCUGCCACGGUGAGAAGGGCGCCCAGGGCUGGUUCGAAAUCAAAUCCGACCACCAGAUACGCAACAUGGCGAGCGAAACAAUCUGCGCUGGCAAAGACCUUAAACUCACCCACUGUGAAACCAAAGGCGUAGAUGAUCUAUGGGUCACCCUCCCCCAGUUCAAAUGGAUCGCCGCAGCCGAGGAUGCCGACACGCUGAAACACUUCAAACGACCCGCCGUGGACGAAACCCUCAACAACGAAGAGGCUGAAACAUUACUCGAACGCUUUACCUGUCUGGGGUUCACCGACGACAAGAAAAACCUCACCAUGGCACCCUGCAAGACCGGCAAUAAACUCAUACAGUGGGAAUUCAACCUAUUCAAAUGGGACCCGGACUACGAAGGACCCGAAGAACUACUCGCCUAG